AUGAGAGGACAGGUCUCGUACCUGAAGCAUCUAAGGAAGCAUCUAAGGCUGGAACUGGCGGAGAGCCUGUGGGGUAGGAACCCAGGCCGCGCCCAGCCUAGGCCACUGCCUCAGCUGGUGUUGCUCUUCUGCCUUUUGAAAGCCUUCCUGAAGGGCAGCCCUGGAGCCUUCGUGGUCCCCAGGGGCCGCGUGCGCGGCCUGCCCACGACCUCCGGGGGCAAGCCCUUCCAGCUCUGGGCCCUGGGACUCUUCUGCACGGAGCGCCACCUGGCCCAGCGCCUUAAGCACGACAGCUUCUACCCGUUUACCCAGCAGCAGCCCAAUGUCUUCGUGCUCGAGUACUACCUGGACACGCUGUGGAAGGGCGCUCUGCUCUUCGUCGUCUGCCUCGUCCUCGUCAGCUUCGGCCUCGUGAGCCAGGUGCUUAAGCAGGAGACGUGGGGCUUCCCCGCGUGCGGCGUGGUCGUUGGCCUGUGGCUCCUGAUCUCGUCCCUGCCGCGUCGCCGCCUGGUGCUGAACCACACGCGCGGCACCUACCACUUCUCCAUCCAGGGCCGCACCGUGUGCCAGGGGCCCAUGCACCUGGUCUACGUGCGCCUGGCGCUCAGCUCCGACGCCUACGGAAGGUGCUUCUUCCAGUUGGUUCUGUGCGGCCACCAGCUCGAGCCGCUGGUGUUGGUGCAGCUGUCCGAGCGUUACCAGCAGAUGGAAUACCUGGGCCGUCACAUUGCCCGGAAGCUCAACAUUAACUACUUUGACUGCUUGGCCACCUCGUACAGGCACGUCGUCCGCCACUGGCCGCUGGGGGCCACAUUCAGCCCUGGCAUCCUGCAGCGCAAGCCGGGCACUUACAAGAGACGGAGCUUCCAGUCCUACCUGGACGUGUGACACCAUAGGCAACCCCCAGACCACACUCUCCCUUCCCGGCCAGUCUCUCCCCUUCACCCCACUGCUAGUCUCCCUCUCAGUAAAGCCAUCUCUU
Messenger RNA from Mustela erminea (ermine), 982 nucleotides. It is a transcript of the gene CATSPERQ, whose product is annotated as transmembrane protein 249. Lineage: Eukaryota; Metazoa; Chordata; Mammalia; Carnivora; Mustelidae. Bases 1 to 888 code for a protein of 295 amino acids. The transcript has 7 exons. The record is from RefSeq and is a predicted model, not a curated record.